AUGAUGUGCUGGCCGGCGGUGCUACUGCUUGCUGUUUUAGCUGAAAAUGCUGCUGUUGCUUUUGCUGAUGAAAUAAUUCAGCUGCCAGGGGCGGAGCAACUGCAGAUCAACUUCAGACACUACUCGGGCUACCUGAAAGUAUCUGGUACUCAUUUCUUACAUUACUGGUUUGUUGAAUCGCAACGCAGUCCGGAACAAGACCCGCUGAUAUUCUGGUUCAAUGGUGGACCUGGUUGCUCCUCGCUGGAUGGCCUUCUCAGUGAAAUGGGCCCUUACCUCAUUAACAGUGAUGGAAAAACGCUGCACGAUAAUUCGUUUGCAUGGAAUAAGGUAGCGUCCUUGGUUUACACGGAAUCGCCGGCAGGUGUUGGCUACUCGUACGCAACAGAUGGAAAUGUUACAACCAAUGAUCAGCAGACUGCCGAGGAGAAUUAUGCGGCAGUGAAAGGAUUCUUCGAACAAUUCCCAUCGUUCCGCAACAAUCCCGUUUAUAUAAUGGGCGAAAGCUACGGAGGCAUCUACGUACCAACACUAACUGUGCAAGUGAUUCGUGGCUUGAUCCAGUUUCCCAUAAAUCUUAAGGGGAUAGCGAUUGGUAACGGAUACGUAAGCGAGGUGCUGAACAUCGAUACCUCAAUACGUUUUGCAUACGGUCACGGGCUAAUUGAUGAGAAGACUUGGGAUACUCUGGAGAAGGAAUGCUGCAGUGGCUGUAUGGACACUUGCGACCUCACCAAAGUAACUCCAAAACAGUGUAUGCGUAUGGUCAGCUUGAAUCCCUACGAUUUGUACCGUGACUGCAAUCCGCAUUUGGUGCAAAACAACAGCAGGAUGCGUGCCAUGAAAAUUGGACUUUCGCCUCGCUUGCUUAUUGAUCGUUUUGAAAAUCACCUAAAGAAUAAAAACACGCCUUUCGAAACACUUCUGGCCUUUUUGAGACGAGUCACUCCACCACUUGGUGAUGUGCCAUGUUUGAACGAUACAGCAUUAACUCGAUAUAUGAACAGCGCCACGGUGCGCCAGGCUCUGCACAUUCCGCACGAUUUACGCCAGUGGGAUAUUUGCAGUGAUGAAGUCACAAGCAAAUUUGUCAAAAUGUACGGUGAUAUGGGGCCGUUUAUCAAAGAGAUAAUUGAAGCCAAUGUUCGAGUGUUGCUUUAUUAUGGUGAUACCGAUAUGGCGUGUAAUUUCAUGAUGGGCCAACAAUUUGCCUCUUCUCUCAAAGUUCCGGUAUCUUUUCUUUUAGUUUAAUA
Messenger RNA from Gongylonema pulchrum, 1253 nucleotides. Lineage: Eukaryota; Metazoa; Nematoda; Chromadorea; Rhabditida; Gongylonematidae. The record is from the annotation of a GenBank genome assembly.